This is a messenger RNA of Penicillium argentinense, 405 nucleotides long. RefSeq lists its product as uncharacterized. The record is from RefSeq and is a predicted model, not a curated record. Gene Ontology annotation, cellular component: cytosol; mitochondrion. Lineage: Eukaryota; Fungi; Ascomycota; Eurotiomycetes; Eurotiales; Aspergillaceae. The coding region runs from base 1 to 405 and encodes 134 amino acids. The transcript is spliced from 3 exons. Gene Ontology annotation, molecular function: deaminase activity.
AUGUCUAUCCCUAAAACCGCGAUCAAGUCGACCGGUGCGCCGGUACCUCCUCCUUUCCUCUCCCAGGCUAUCCAAAUGGGUGAUUUCCUCUUUUGCUCCGGCCAGGUCGGUUGCAAGCCAGAUACUGGAGCUCUUGUUCAAGGGUCCAUUCAGGACCGCACGCGACAAAUCCUUUCCAAUCUUCGCUCAGUCCUGGAAACGGCGGGUACAAGUCUGGACAAUGUUGUCAAGUGCAAUAUCUAUCUUACCAGCAUGAGUGACUUCAGUGCUGUGAACGAGAUCUAUGCUGCUACUUUUGCUCAGCCUAUGCCGGCACGGACUUGCGUCUGCGUGAAGGAGCUCCCAAUGGGCACAGACGUGGAGAUCGAAUGCAUUGCGGGCAUCAAGUCAACUGCAAAGCUGUGA